UUUUGACAAGUGUAAUAAAAAUCAAUAAUAUGCAUGGAAGACAAGACGAAAAUGUCCAAAACUCACACAAUCCAUGACACACAAUGACAUGAGUUGUAAGCCUUGUAACAAAUACUAGCAUGACUACCAUCCUUUUGCAAAUAGGUGUAAGCAUUGCAAUUCAUGCUAUCACCAACCUAGCUCUCAAUUAUUUUUAUCAUUAUUUAAUUUUAGAAACAUACUCUACACCAAUUAUUAAAUUCAUAUAAAUAAGAUUUUAAAAUCAAUUUAUUAUGAGGUUGAGCAUUUCACAAAGUAUCAUUUGCCCGCCUUUUUAUCAUUUAUUUCUCCGAAACCGUGUGCUUCUCCUCCCAUUGAAUCCCUCCAAAACCAAAGGCUCCCUAAAUUCUACCUAAAAUACCACCCACAUUUUCGCAUUAUUUAUACACACCAUACACUUUGACCAUUUUUACAUCGUUCAACUCAUUCAUUUCCCUAAUUAUUCUUCCUUUUUCAAAAUCCGAAACAAUUUCUUGUAUAGGACGGUCUUACAGUAAAUAACACGAUACGAAAUGUGUCGUACCACGGAUUACUACCACCGUCAGGAUCGCUUUCUUCGGUUGAAAGCUAUCUCCCUCCAACUUUCUCUCACCUCCGCCACCGCCGCCGUGUCUCUCCUCCCGGAAUCAUUGACGCUCGUUUUCCUCCCUCGGAUAAACGGCGGUCUCCUCGAAAUCAACGGCUCAAAAAUUCGGCCAGAUUCUCCGGCAUUCAUCACACUCCACCGCGUCCUUAACUCCGACCUCAUCUUCACCUCCAAAGACCGAAUCCGCGCCUGCGACGGAGUCGUUUUCGAGGUUCACCUCGCCGGAAACCGCCUCCUUCACGGAGGUUUCAGGCAGUACGACGACGGCGAUUUCAAAAUGGAGUGCAAGCUUAUGGAGGAGAGAGAAUUCGGCGUGAGAGAAGCGGAUGUGUUCGUAGUAUCGGAGAAUGGCGGUUUGAUGAGAGAGAAAGCGGUGGCGAAGCGGCGGCGGAGGAGGAGGAAUUGCCGGAAGUUUGAGGUGGCGUUGGAUGAGAUUCCGGAGGAGAGAGAAUGUGAUGUGGUGGAGGAUGAAGAGGAGGGAUCAGGUGAGGUGUGUUGUUGUUGUGAUGAGGCUGAGAGUGAAUCGGACGGUGGAGAUGAGGUUGAGUUUGAUCGGAUGGUUGAGGAGGAAAUGGAAGGGGUUAGAUGGGCUGUUGAUGUGGGUAUUUGGGUUGUUUGUUUGGGUGUGGGUUUCUUGGUUUCUAAGGCUUCUACUAGAAAUUUGAGGAGAAGAAAGUUUUUAAUUUGAGAAAUUUUUUUUGAAGGAUGAUUUUUUGACAUAAUCAAUUUUGUAAUUGUAAAUUAUUUUAGUAAAUUACACACUAAAUGUUCAAAGAGAAGACCUUUUCGAAU
Chenopodium quinoa (quinoa) is the source of this 1417-nucleotide messenger RNA. RefSeq lists its product as uncharacterized. Bases 552 to 1313 code for a protein of 253 amino acids. The record is from RefSeq and is a predicted model, not a curated record. Lineage: Eukaryota; Viridiplantae; Streptophyta; Magnoliopsida; Caryophyllales; Amaranthaceae. The transcript has a single exon.